This is a messenger RNA of Glossina fuscipes, 696 nucleotides long. RefSeq names its product ejaculatory bulb-specific protein 3. The transcript is spliced from 3 exons. The coding region runs from base 64 to 435 and encodes 123 amino acids. The record is from RefSeq and is a predicted model, not a curated record. NCBI's taxonomy places the organism in Eukaryota, Metazoa, Arthropoda, Insecta, Diptera, Glossinidae.
GUUGAGUCUUAUAUUGUUACAAGCUUUUUAACAUAACAGUUAACAAAAAUUAAUCGAACAGAAAUGAAAUCAACUUUUUGCUGUCUUGCGUUGUUAGUCGUUUAUUUGGCUGUAAUCGUAACCGCACAAAAAUCCUAUACAAAUAAAUUUGAUACUGUCGAUGUUGAUAGUGUGUUAUCGAAUGAUCGCAUAUUAACUAAUUAUAUAAGAUGUUUGAUGGAGAAAGGUCCCUGCACGCCGGAGGGACGUGAAUUGAAAAAGCUUCUACCGGAUGCCUUGAAAUCGGAGUGUACGAAAUGUACCGAUGUGCAAAAGAAGAACUCGCAAAAGGUCAUCAACUUCUUGCGUGCGAAUCGUCCGGGUGAAUGGAAGCUAUUAUUAAAUAAAUACGAUCCUUCCGGUGACUACAGAGCCAAAUAUGAAAAACAAGCUUAGACGAAUAAUUUGUACACAUUAUAUUCUCUUUAUAAAUAUUAUCGGAAUUUUUCGUGACUUUUUUACUUUAUUGGUAAAGAUUGAAUUAAAUAAAAAAUAUUAGAUAUUGUGAUCUUAUUACAGUUCUAUUCAUAUUUUGUAUAUGUAUUUGUAUAAUAAUAAUGAAAAAAAAAUACCACCUAAAUUACUAACGAGCAACGAACAAGAACAACAAUAAUUGUAACAAAGAAUUAUAAUAAAGAACUUUUUUUUAAUACCUAA